AUGCACGAAAAGGUGCGAGUAACCCAUGUGAUCUUUGAUCUUGAUGGCCUUCUUAUUAACUCUGAACAGAUAUAUACAAAUCAGCUGUCCAAGUUUCUAUCAAGACAUGGCAAGGAAUACACCUAUAGAGUGAAACGCCUUAUGAUGGGACGCACGCCCAUGGAGGCCGCAAAUAUAAUGUGUAAAGAAUAUGAUCUCCCUAUGGCACCCAGUGAAGUCCUUGAAGAUUAUCAGAAGGAGCUCCCUCUCGAAAUUUGGCACACUGCUACACUGAUGCCUGGUGUGCAUAGAUUAAUAGAAUAUCUCAGUCAGAAUUCUAUCCCAAUGGCAGUUGCCUCUGGCUCAACAUCGCAACAGGUUCCACACAAAAUGUGGAAUCACAGGGAAGUGUGGCAGCAUAUCAGCCACGUUGUCACAGCUGGUGACGACCCAGAGGUUUUGAGAGGCAAGCCCGCACCGGACGUCUUUCAGGUGGCAUUGAAGCGAUUCAACGACCCUUCGGCGCGUGAGGAAUCGACACUGGUCUUCGAAGACGCCUGGAACGGCGUGCAGGCCGGCUUGGCCGCAGGCAUGUUCGUGGUGUGGGUGCCAGACGCUAUCGAGGAUCCUGGCUUCCCCACCGAUUCCAGACUUACUGAGGAAGAGAAGACCCGCAUCGUUCGACUCAAUAGUCUCGAGGAGUUCGAUCCCUCUCGCUUUGGUCUACCCCCUUACUAG
Molecule: messenger RNA, 717 nt
Organism: Echinococcus granulosus
Lineage: Eukaryota; Metazoa; Platyhelminthes; Cestoda; Cyclophyllidea; Taeniidae
Product: Haloacid dehalogenase-like hydrolase domain-containing protein 1A
Exons: 2
Coding region: 1-717 (238 amino acids)
Molecular function (GO): phosphatase activity
Source: RefSeq, a predicted model, not a curated record